Petromyzon marinus (sea lamprey) is the source of this 3953-nucleotide messenger RNA. RefSeq names its product forkhead box protein A2. Gene Ontology annotation, biological process: regulation of transcription by RNA polymerase II; anatomical structure morphogenesis; cell differentiation. Lineage: Eukaryota; Metazoa; Chordata; Hyperoartia; Petromyzontiformes; Petromyzontidae. The record is from RefSeq and is a predicted model, not a curated record. Gene Ontology annotation, molecular function: RNA polymerase II cis-regulatory region sequence-specific DNA binding; transcription factor binding; DNA-binding transcription factor activity, RNA polymerase II-specific.
GGCUACACGGGGGUUGUCUUUGUCGGCGUCGUAAAAUCUAUAGCUUACACAAUGUGAAUACACAGCGAUUGGGGCAACGGUUCUCGCACUGCGCUUCGUUAAAUUCCCGGCUAGCAUCAGUGGCGAGUUAAGACUUCACCAACCGUGUGGCCCUCAUUGCACCAACCGAGCAGCAUGGUGAAGUAUGGCCAAACAAAUCCGGCGUUGGGGAGGGGGGGUUGUGAUGAAAAUCUCCAUCCAGCAGUGGAUCGAUUAUAUGUAUCAUUAAGAAUUCAAUAUACCCGAGAGGGAUUGAAACGGAUGGAUGGCUGAAGUGUGCUGAUCAUGCUCACGCAGUGGAUGUUUGUAUUACAUAGGUCUCAGACUUAAUUCCAUAGCGCGUCGGAUUAUAACAAAGCGAGUGUGUCGUGAAUUACUCGAGUUGCUAACGGAUGGUCAACUAACAAAGAGCACACCCAUCUCUCUUGCUACGUUUUUUUGUGGGUAAUCUAUAACUUUAGAUUCACUAUAGAUUAUCCACAAAUUCAAUUAAACUGCGCACACUCGCGAACAGACGCACGGGACAGCCGUCAGCGCUACUAAACAAAUUUAGUUACACAAAGACAAAGAUCCCCCGUAUAACCCUUUCAGGUUGUUGAAACAAGUGCUGAUAGCGAGGCACCUUCAAUUACACACACACACGCGCGCGCGCACACGUGUUAAACACGCACGCACACGCUCACAAAGUACCAAGUAGCCUGGGGCAGUGGCGAGCGACAGUCUAACAAUCGAGUGGAUGUGUAUAAGUAGUAAUUACGAGAUUAGGAUCUAGCGUAAUAUUGCAAAAGCGCUCAUUGUGUUCGAGCGUCGGGCCUGGUUUAGAGCAGCUACACAAUGAGUGUGGUACACCCCGUGUAAGACAGCAGCAGCAGCAGUUGCAGCAACAUUAGACGCAGCAGCAGCGGCGGCGGCUUCGCCCUAUAGGUGUGAGCUGAUUAUUCAAAUCGGCGAGAGAGAGGCGCGCGCGACGAGGGGGUAAGGGCGCAUCCAGGGAAAGGGAGCGGGCGUCGUUUUAAACGCUGCCCCACACGCCCAUGCGCGCCACUCCAUCCCACCACCACCACCACCACGCGCGCGCGCGCGCCUCCGCGAGCGGCAUUCGACGUGCGAGGGUAUCCGCGACAGGCAGCAGCGGCAGCGGUGGCAGCCAACAGGCAGCGAGCAGACAGCGAGCGGCACGCACACGCGCAGCAGCAGCAGCAGCAGCUCAGUUCGCACGGCGCUCCUCAGGUGCAGACGAGAGUCGUGUGCCUCUCUCUCGCCACGUGAGCGGGGGAGGCGACGCGAGCAGGCGAGCCAAAGGGGGGUGGGGGGGUGGUUGGGCAGUGAUCUGUUAUUUAUUCGUUCUUUAUUACGGAAGAAAGAAGAGCAGCAGCAGCAGCAGCGCAAAGAACAACGAACCUCCCCCCCCCCCCCGUCCAAAAAAAGCGAGGAUAUUGUUUCACACCAUUAUCUAAGCCCCCGGCCAUGCACCUAGCCCCGAGUCUUCUAGGAUCAGUGAAAAUGGAAGGACACGAGGUGACAGACUGGAACAGCUACUACAUGGACACGUCGGAGGUGUACCCCACGGUGAGCAGCAUGAACAACGGGAUGGGCAUGGGCGGCAUGAACGGCUACAUGAGCGGCGUGAGCUCGCUCAGCUCCUCGGCAAACCUGAGCGCGGGCUCGCCCAAUAUGGGCUACGUGAACACGGCGAUGGGCGCCGGCUCCCUGUCCAGCAUGGCCGGGCCGGGCGGCGCCAUGGGCUCGGCCGGGGGAAUCCCAGCCAUGGGGGCCAGCAUGAGCCCCAUGGGGGCCCAGGGCGGCUCCAUCAACAGCUACUCGGCGGCGUACGGCGCCAUGAGCCCGGCCACCAUGAGCCAGAUGUCGUACGCGCAGGGCAACCUGAACCGUGCGCGGGACCCCAAGAGCUACCGGCGCAGCUACACGCACGCCAAGCCGCCGUACUCGUACAUCUCUCUCAUCACCAUGGCCAUCCAGCAGGCGCCCAACAAGAUGAUGACGCUCAACGAGAUCUACCAGUGGAUCAUGGACCUCUUCCCCUUCUACCGGCAGAACCAGCAGCGCUGGCAGAACUCCAUCCGGCACUCGCUCUCCUUCAACGACUGCUUCGUCAAGGUGCCGCGCUCGCCCGACAAGCCGGGCAAGGGCUCCUUCUGGGCGCUCCACCCGGACUCGGGCAACAUGUUCGAGAACGGCUGCUACCUGCGCCGGCAGAAGCGCUUCAAGUGCGACAGGAAGAUGGGUCCCAAGUCGGCGCAGGACGCCACGAACUCGAGACACUCGAGCGUCGACGGCGCGCACGUGGACGACUCGAUCGGCGUUCACGACAGCGACAGCCCGCCCAGCAUGGAGCAGAUGAAAUCCGGCAUAGCGGACAUGAAACACCAGCAGCAGCAACAGCAACAGCAUCAGCAGCAGCAUCAGCACGUGAUAGGAGGACACCCGGGGGCCGAUGGUUCCCCGUCGCCCGCGUCCCAAGCGCAGUCGAUGCUGUCGCACGCGGCGCAUCUCGUGCACGUAACGUCAGCCGAGACGGCGGCCCACUUGAAGGCGGACCCGCGUUACUCCUUCAACCACCCGUUCUCCAUCACCAAUCUCAUGUCGUCCGAGCAGCAGAGCCACCACCACAAAAUGGACCUCAAAGCCUAUGAGCAGGCCAUGCAGCAGUACCCGCACGGCUACGGCGGCAGCAUGGGCAAUAGCCUCUCGCUGGGCUCCAUGUCCGUGAAAUCGGCGCUCGAGCCGUCCUCGAUGUCCAAUGAGACGGCGUACUACCAAGGUGUGUAUUCCAGACCCAUCAUGAAUUCCUCGUAAAGGCCCCCCCUCCCUUCCACCCACCCUCACCUGCUCCCCUCCCCACUGCUCCCCACCCCCCAAAUGAACGAUCUCCCGUUUUACGCAAUUAAAGAAAACAAGAGGGAGCGAGAGAUGGAGAGUGGUAAAAUAAAAAUGUAGCAGUCACCUCUCCCAAGCGUGCAUGAUGGAAAUACGCAAUCUUAUGAGAAAAUCCAACUUUGACACAAUACAUAUAUAUACAUAUUCUGGUAUACAUGCGAAAAGUAUUUGCAUUUUAGCUCAAAAAUAAAUAUUUGGUCCAUCCACGCCCCCCCCCCCCCCCUGUCUAUUCCUGCGGCAUGUCUAUACUGCAUCUUGUACAUUCACACGCACGCGUGGAGACGCACGGCGACGCGCGUGUGUCCCUCCGGGUUUCCACGUUUCGCACGCUGUGAACGACUUGAAACGACAUUGCGCGCGUGCAGCGCGUGCGUGCGCGCGCGCGUGCGUGGAAACGCGAACGUGUGUUCUCUUUGACCGUGUAUAAUAGGCAUGUAGUGAUGGGGUUUUUGUCUUCUCUCUCUUUCUCUCUACACACAAUCUUAUAAUGUACAAACAAGCAACAACAAUGACGUCAAACGACGCGCUCCGGACUGCCAACAUCGUGCGAUGGGGUUCGACGGAUGAACGCCACCUUUGUUACUUUAACUUUGCGAACAGGCAAUAAUCUCAAGGAGAGCCGCUAAUUUAUCGAGCGGGUAACAACAAUGCGCGUGCCCGCGUUGUUACCAUUGUACACGACUCUGCGUCUAAACGGCGAUAUCUCCCGUCGCGUUCAGUUCACGCGAGCCUCGGAUAGUGAAACUCUUACACACACCACGCGCACACACACACACACGCGCGUGUGUUUUUAUUUCUUUAUUUUGUUCUGUUGCUUUUUUUUCCGUGUGCGUGCGUUAUUUAUAAGAUGGUCUAAGUCCAGCACUGGAUGAACACAUUAUUUAAUUUCGUUGAAAAUCGUUGCGAUGUGUGUGUAUAUAUAUAAAUGUGUUGAUUAGCGCGCAGCGAAGACAAGUGGCGUUCCUAUUGGUUUAAUCUUAUAUGCAAAUAAAUGAAACAUGCUGUUGAUAUGAACA